UAUUUAUACCAUAUUAAUUUAGAGUUAUUAUGAAUGCUGCAAAUUCCAACUGUUGGGCUCGAAAUGGCUGCCUCCAUGAAUUCAAGAAGGAUCUUAGUUGGAUAUCGAAAACAAGGCUCUCAUAGCGUAGAAAUUGCACCAUUUCAGCAAUGCGUCUUUGAUUACUUCGGUGUUAGUGGAGAAACUACAAAGCUAAGUUGCAGUCUACAAGAUGGACUUGUUGUGCUGUCCAAUGAGGGAGAUGAAAAAGUUCUUGUCAAGCAUCCAUCGUUUUGUCCUAUGCAUGCAUUGACAGAGUCUGAUGUCAAGCUGAUACCUGCUGAAACGAUUUCAAGAGGCUUUGAUGUUGGUGUUGCGACGUUACUGCAGUCAUCGGACAGACACUUGUUAAUGACCAGACGAGCCAAGCAUCUAAGAAACUUUCCAGGCAUUUGGGUUCCGCCUGGUGGCCAUGUUGAAGCCAAUGAAACAUUACAAGAAGCAGGGCUGAGAGAAUUAGAAGAGGAAACAGGUCUCCGAAUCAAACCAGAAGAUUGCAUCUCAAUCAAAGUUCUUGCCUUGUGGGAGUCUGUAUACCCUGCUAUGCUGUCACAAGGCUUGCCGAAGCGCCACCACAUGGUGAUAUACCAAAUUGCUAUCGUGGACGAAGAUCAUAUAAAGUUGCAAGAAAGGUUAGCAUUGGAUCCGAACGAAACAGACGCAGCUGCUUGGCUGUCCGAGGACUGUCUAAGUGAGAUUGCUAUGUCAGCUGACAAUAAUCAACCAAUGCGGGAGUUACCUUGUCAUCUACCUCAAACAUUCCAGUCAGUUGUUUUAAGAGCAGACACAAACCAGCCAACUAUUCAGGUCAUGCAGACAUCAAUGCUUUUUGCAACAGCACCCCCAACAGGUCCAGAUGUAGAACGGAUCAGUACGGGAACAAAAUUUGCAAUUCAGCAGUGGUGUAAAGCUAAUGGCAACUCAUUCAAUUGAUUUUAUUUAUAGUUUAUUCUUAUUUAUUUAUUUUGAUCUUCUUAAUUCAUGAAAAUACUUUGAUAAUUUAUGAAUUUAUGAUAAUACUGCCCCUCCCCCCUUGAAGAACCACAUUUGGCAUGAAUGCCUCCCUCAAGGUAUUUUUUUUUUCUCAAGUAAGCGACCCCACACCUCCCCUCCCCGAAAUGACUAAACAAAUCUAAUGGAAGCAACAUUAUUCUAAACACUUUCUAUUAAUGUUCUACUCCAGUACAAUUAAAAUUUUUUCUAACCUGGAUGGGAUCAAUAAGUCUUUAUGAUCAUGCAGUAACACAUUUUGAUGGUAAUUAUGUUUCGUAGUUCCACCCACAUUUAAAGUGAAAUUAAGGGGCAUUUAUUUGAGUAUAUAGGUAUCCAUUUUACAUCCAAAAAAUUAAACGCCUUCCUUGAAUAAGCACCCCUUCAAAAAGUCUUCUCGACAAUAUAUUCCCCCGGGCGUUUAUUCAAAUAAAUAUGGUAAUUGCAUUUUUGAUUUUUUUUUUUUUAUUCAAUGUAUUGUUUUUUAAGAGCUUAUUCUCUUGUAAAUUAAUUUAGAAAUAAUUGACAACAGAUUAUUAUUUCGCUUUGCAUAAAACAAUAUAUAUUUCGAAUGAAUAUGCAAGCUGAUAAAAUUUAAUAAAAUGCAAUAUGUACUGUAUAUUUA
This is a messenger RNA of Anneissia japonica, 1654 nucleotides long. Its product is annotated as nucleoside diphosphate-linked moiety X motif 17-like. Gene Ontology annotation, biological process: NADP+ catabolic process; NAD+ catabolic process. NCBI's taxonomy places the organism in Eukaryota, Metazoa, Echinodermata, Crinoidea, Comatulida, Comatulidae. Gene Ontology annotation, molecular function: NADH pyrophosphatase activity. Bases 34 to 972 code for a protein of 312 amino acids. Gene Ontology annotation, cellular component: cytosol. The record is from RefSeq and is a predicted model, not a curated record. The transcript has 6 exons.